UUUUUUUUAAACAAUUCUUACUUCGGCUGUAAAUUUACCCAGCCAGACGAAGCGUCUCAGCUCGAAAUCUCAUCGCGACGGCUCGUGAUAUCGCAAGCGGCAAAAAUUUCUUUUUUUAGAUUGAAAAAGCAUUCUGAAAUACAACAUGGAGUCGCCUCCUGAUCCGACGAGCGAGCCGGGUAAGAGCGCCUCCGAGGCGGCGAGCGCGGUCAGGGAGAGCCCGCUGAACCUGGACGCUCUGCGGAAAGCCGAGCACCAAGCGCCGGUGCGCAGACACAGCUGCUCCAGCACCAACAGAGGUAUUUCAGUAACAAAGAAGACACAUACUUCUCAAAUUGAAAUUAUUCCCUGCAAGAUCUGUGGAGACAAAUCAUCAGGCAUCCAUUACGGUGUGAUAACAUGUGAGGGCUGUAAGGGUUUCUUCAGGAGGAGUCAGCAGAGCAAUGCGGCAUAUUCGUGCCCACGUCAAAAGAACUGCCUGAUCGACCGUACCAGCCGAAACCGCUGCCAGCACUGCAGGCUGCAGAAGUGUCUGGCUGUGGGCAUGUCACGGGACGCGGUGAAGUUCGGGCGCAUGUCAAAGAAGCAGCGGGACAGCCUGUACGCUGAAGUGCAGAAGCACCGUCUCCAGCAGCAGCAGAGGGAGCAGCAGCAGCAGCCAGGCGAGGCUGAGCCACUCACGCCCACCUACGGGCUCUCAGCAAACGGCCUCACUGAGCUGCACGAUGAGCUGAGCGGUUACAUGGACGGCCACACGGCCGAUGGCACCAAGCCUGACUCAGGCGUCAGCAGCUUCUACCUGGACAUCCAGCCCUCACCCGACCAGUCCGGUCUGGACAUCAACGGCAUCAAGCCUGAGCCCAUCUGCGACUUCACGCCAGCCUCAGGCUUCUUCCCAUACUGCUCCUUCAGCAACGGCGAGACCUCCCCCACCGUCUCCAUGGCCGAGCUAGAGCAUCUGGCCCAGAAUAUCUCCAAGUCCCACAUGGAGACAUGUCAGUAUCUGAGAGAGGAGCUGCAGCAGAUGACCUGGCAGGCCUUCCUGCAGGAGGAGAUGGAGAGCUACCAGAACAAGCCCAGAGAAGUCAUGUGGCAGUUGUGUGCCAUAAAAAUCACAGAGGCCAUCCAGUACGUGGUGGAGUUCGCCAAGCGUAUUGAUGGUUUCAUGGAGCUCUGUCAGAAUGAUCAGAUUGUGCUGCUCAAAGCAGGCUCUUUGGAGGUGGUGUUUGUCAGAAUGUGUCGUGCCUUUGACCCUCAAAACAACACAGUCUAUUUCGAUGGAAAGUAUGCUGGCCCUGAUGUGUUUAAGUCAUUAGGUUGUGACGACUUGAUCAGCUCCAUCUUUGAGUUUGGGAAAAACUUGUGUUCUAUGCACCUGUCUGAGGACGAACUCGCCCUAUUCUCAGCAUUUGUGUUGAUGUCUGCAGACCGCUCCUGGCUCCAGGAGAAAGUGAAGGUGGAGAAGCUACAGCAGAAGAUCCAGCUGGCCCUUCAGCAUGUCCUGCAGAAGAACCACAGAGAGGAUGGCAUACUAACAAAGUUAAUAUGCAAAGUGUCAACCCUGCGAGCGCUGUGCAGCAGGCAUACAGAGAAGCUGACCGCUUUCAAAGCAAUAUACCCGGACAUUGUGCGUACCCACUUCCCGCCCUUAUACAAGGAGCUCUUUGGAUCAGACUUUGAGCAGUCCAUGCCUGUGGACGGGUAGCAGCCCCUUCGUCCGCCCCGCUCUGAGGGGCCACAAACGCCGUGGGGAAUGUCGAGCAUGAAUCUGAGACACUUUACCAGUGCCCUGCACAUACACACAUACACAAACACAUACACAAACACAAAACAGGACAGCUAACCUGCUGCACACACUUUCUUUUUUUUUUGUGGUUGUUGUUGUUGUUUUCCUUCGGGAGGGGGGUACAGCAAGAUGACUUUUAUUUGGAGGGUUGAUUUUGUGAGGUUUAUCCCCUCCUUUUUUGACACAAGUGGGAUUGGGAAGGCCCAGGGGAAAGGAUGAGGAGAUGAAGAUGCUUGUUUUCUCUCUCUCUCUCUCUCUCUCUUUCUCUCUCUCUCUCUCUCUCUCUCUCUCUCUUUUCCUGGCUCAACCUGAAGCACUCAUGCAUACGAUUCCAGAAUGGUCCCUCGAUAAUUUCUAAAUGAUCACCAGAAAUGGUGUUUCCGUCCUAUUGUAUCAAACCUUUAAAUUCUUCAAAGAACGCAGCCAUUAAUUUGGAUCUAAUUUUUUUAAACAAUGAUUAUAAUUAUAAGAAAUCAGUGAGUCAUUACUUAUUACACCCUCCGUGUAAUAGUAGGCAUGUGCUAGGUUAGGCCCCUCUCUACUCUUUCUGUCUUUUGCUGGGAAGCUGCUGCUCAGAAUGUAAACCAGCAAUAAAAGAGGUCAAAAGAGGAGAGCCAGAUGAGGAGAGAGACGGUGAAAGGGAGAGAGAAGGCGAGAAAGAGAAAGCAUGGGGCACGUGGAACGGAGCCGUCUGCAUGGGGUGACACGAAACUGACGCCUUUCUAAGGACAAUCGUUAAAAAAAGAGAAGAAAGAAGAAAAAAUAAGUAGAAUUCUGGUAAUUCUAGUUUUUAAAAAAAAUGCAAUUACUUUUAGCUGUCGAGCACUUCAUCCACCGUGGUUGCUUAGUGAGAUCAUAUAAGGCCAUCUGCUAUUAAAUCCUUUUUCUGGACAGAUUAUGGCAGUUUAACUGAGCACACCGCCACAACGCAAGGGUCCAUUCCACCUGUUUUCUAAUGUGCUACAGGGUAUACGGUCAUAAGUACUUACUAUACAGAAAAGAAAAGUAAUGUUUAUAGAAUCUAUUUUAAAUAACAUGUAUAAUAUUAGUAGCUAGACUAUUCUUAAUUGUCAAAAUUGAUAAGGCACUUUUAUUUGCACCUUUCUUUAAUUUAAGACUUGUAUAUUUACCUAGUGAUGUGUUGCAUGUGCAAACAGAAAUACAAGCGAAAAACCACCGACUCACAGAGGCUACAUGUUGGAAGCUCCUACAGAUGUGUGUGUGUGUGUGAGCGAGCAAGUGUGUAAGGAUAAGAUCAAUGCUGGGUAAAGGCUGACAGAGAGGUGUAUAGAGUUGCAUCGGGGUUUUCGGCUCAGAUCAGUUUUAGCGCUUUACAGAAUGAGAAGUGUGUGCAAGGCUGAACCUGAUCCCAGAUCAGCAUGUUCUACAACACUGCCAAUCCACGUCUCACCUUGUCUAAAACCGGUGUAACCGUAUGACUUGUUAGCAAGCUUGAUUUUCUCUUAGGUGUAAUGCCCAUUUUCAGCACAAACGUAAAGCACAAUAGUUAAAUCAUUGCCAUUAAAGUGUGUGGAAAGCAGGCGCUGGGGUUUAGAGUAAUAAAUUUUCAUUGUGCAGUGCAUGUUAGGAGCUAGUCAAUGGUUCCAUCUAGUGGUGAAGAUCCCACAGCAUCUCUCAGUAUUUCACAUAUGGCUUGAGCAUUCAUUUAUUAAUGAUACAGCGUGCAGACUUCCCUGGUUAAUUCUGCCCCAUCUGCUUUUGUAGAACAGAGAUUUGAGUUUGAGCGAGGCUUUCGUUCUCAAACAGCCUCUCUGUAACAGCCUUUGCCCAGCUGUACCGGUAAUAAGGAGACAGUUAAAGAAUCAGAAAAAUAUUCAAAGCCUUGUCUGGUAGUAAAACUUCUAUUUUUCUAAUAUGUACAAUGCAUAAGCCGAUGAAAGAAGGAGAGGGAGAGAAAGAAAGUGAGAUUAUAAAGCACUUAUUCCUGCAAUAAUUCGAUUUUUGUGUCUUUUAGUCAGAAAGAAUAGUAGUGUUAGUGCUUUUUUUUUCCCCUGAAUGCGUAAUUGUUGUGUCUAAUUGUUGAGUCUAAGCCCUUCAAGCGUGCCAUAGCAGUUUCUCCUAAUGUUGAGUCCACAGAACAUUCCAGUGAAAUUAUAAUGUGACUAUUAUAAAAUGCACACAUGAUACAGAAACACCACGCUGAUAUCCCAUGAACAACCAUUUCUGCUAGUCGUUAGUAAUUCUGUAGGCACUUCUAUUCCCCCCCACCUUCUCAUCAUGCUCCUUACACAAUAUACUAUGUAUUUUCCUCAGGGAAGAGUUGUACUUCUAACUCUGUUUGACUCAGUUAACAUUGAUUUUUAUGAGAUGAUUGGUCCUGCCCUCCAUUAUUUCCUGUACCUACAUUCUCAAUAUAUACCAUAGUUAUGUUAACAGGGUCAGCAUGGCUCAUUAAAUGCAAUUACAGUAUAACACACUAAAAUUAGAUCUGACAUUUAUUACCAUAGAGAAUGUGUUUCAGUAAUCAUGUAACUUUGACUCAGUGCAUCUGCAGUGUAUUUAUUUGAUUGUUCUUGGCCAGAGACUUUGAAAUUACACAGAAACUUUCAUCAAAUCUGUGAAUGACAAUCCAGCGGAACAUUUGAAAUUGGCAGUGCGUGGACUUAAAUACCAAAUGCUCAGGGAGAACAUUUUACUAAAAGUACUGGGGCAGACCAUUUCUGUAACGUAGCAACAUAACAUUUUCUGUCGUUUUUUUUUAAAAAGAAGUACUUCUCUGGUUAGUAAGAGUCAUCAUCUCAUGUUCACUUUGUGCACCUGUAACAAAUCCUACACAUCUCAUCAGGUCUCAGAAAUGCCUAAAACAACAGAUCAAUACGGUUCAGUGCACUCGCAUUAUGCUACCAACAGGGUCCAACAUCAUACAAAAACAAGCAAUGAGCUAUAAUGUCACCCCUUUUAGUGUAACUUUCACACAUAUUGUAUGAAUCUAUGUGCCAAAUACCUCUUGUACAAUUAGCUCCGCUAGCAGACUCUGCCCAUGAGCCAGGAGUGCGUAGUGUGUUACUAAUACGGGUUUCGACAGGGUAGCCACUGCUGUGGAGUUCCCUCUGAACAAGCUUUGAUACACAGAAGACUGUUGUAAUUCUGUUCUUUUCAGUCUACUUGAUCCAUAUCGUGGUGUCCUAGUUAAUGCUAAUUACAACGAUACCCGUUUGCACCAUAAAAAAAAACUGUACUGAUUUUUUUGUCAGUGUAGUUUGUUUUAGGUAUUAAAAGCAAUACAGGCUGUAAAGUAGAAACUUUGGACAAAUUUAUUUUUUCAAUCAAAAGUACUGAACCAUCUCUGGAUCUGUGGUAUUGACGUGUCGAUGUACAUAUAAAUACUCUCACUUGUGAAAGAGUUGCGCAUCAGAAGUUUCCAUAUUGUGUGUUGUAUUGUGUGUGUGAAACAGUCUCUUGAGAUCUUUCUACCCUCUUUGUUAAUUUUGUAAGAAGCAAUAUGAGUGUGUGUCUGUGAGUGGUGUGUAUAGUGUGUGUGGUGUGUAAGUCAAACCCCAGACAAGGCUUUAAUAAAGUAGAUAAGGAGCAGCAGGGUCAGCUGGUGAAGUAAAUGGUAUAUGGAUAUCUUAGUUUUCCCAGGUUUUACACACUUUUAGUAGCAAGUUUGAACUCAUCCAUUAGGCUGGACAAGCAUGACACAGUGCACGCCAUUAUUUUAUUAAAAUCCUUCACACCUACAUUAUGCAAAUCUGCCACUGACGGGCCUAUGCAGUCACAAAUACCACAGAACGAGUUUACACUGUUCCAUCGUAAUAACUCCGUCAUUCUUUCUUAGUGACGACACCUAGACUGCCAGAAGCCAUUUUAAUAAUAUUCAACAUGUUCUAAUACGUGGAAUUAAUGUGUGAUGUCAUGCUUGUGACGCCAUUUUGAUUUGAAGGUGAAAGUGUUAUUAAGAUGUAGAGAUUACCAAUCAUUUUCAUUGCAUUUUUUUUAAAAUGUGACCUUUUAUCCCGAAAGCACAGCUAAUAAAGUGAGAUAUGUUUUAGAAUAUAGAGCAAAAGACAAAAAAAAGACAAACAAAAAAACUUUAGCCAUAAUCGAAUGUCAAGCAAUAAUAUAUAUGGUAUAUUAUUAUUAUUAUUAUUAUUAUUAUUAUUCAUCUUUGUGCAUAGGCUUUGGACACCUGCAUGUAAAUACACCUCUUAUUUAUCAUGUUUUGUUGUUUCUUUUCUCUCUCUCUCUCUCUCUCUCUCGCUCUCUCUGAUUAUUUUUUUGUUUUGUUUUGUUUGUAUAUUUGACUAGUUCUGUUCCCAGGUGGAGAACUAAGAACUUCAUAUGGCCUGUAAACUGUACAGCUUGAUUUCCCUCUCUUUCUCUCUCCCCCUCAGCUUUCCGCUUUUAAUUCACUAUAUUUAAUGUUAUUAUUGAUCACAUGUAUAAAAGUAACUUUGUAACAUCUGUCUGUAUAGGUAAAAAAAAAAAAAAAAAAGAAAAUACUGCUAUUAAGACCUACUCAGUGCAAAUAUUUAUCUGUUUAUUGGAUACAUCAUGCUGUACAGUAUCUCUGUUUUUAGUAUACUUCUCUCUUUUAGAGUUAGUUUGAUAGCGGUAGGGCGUGCUGACAUUUAAUUUUGUGUUAAACUGACGUGUGGUGCUAGGUAAGUUACUUUCGUGAACAAAAAAAAAACAAACUCUUGAUUCAUAGACAAGGCCACUCGAUUAGUUCAUUCAUUUCACUAAGUAUUGAUGCAUUCUUGAUAUUAGGACUCAAUAAAUGAUAAGGAUAACGAUAAAGAAUAAUGAUAGUGGUAAAUUUCCUUUAAAUCCCCAGCAAGUACCUGUAUCAGUGUGCUAGUCUUGGGAUUGCGCUCUUGUUUCCUUCUCACUUUAAGACUAUAAGUAAAAGCGGUAUCAUCUAAUUAAGAUGCUAUUAUUAAACGUCGCAUUCUGAUUUGUCACGAUAAAAAAAAAUGUUUAAGCUAAAGAAAAGCAGUAUUGUGUUGAUCCUUUUGAUUGUGAGAACCACUGGCUAGACUUGUAGCUGUUCAAUUUUGCAAAUGCAAUGCCUACUGGUACUUUUCUCAGAAAUCCUACGCUGGAAAAAGUCUUUAGAUACGCGAUACACAGAUACAAGAGAGCACAUACUGGAUGAUAGAAUUAUUGGCAGCCUCAUUUUGGCUCUCUUUAUUUUUGACUUAGCCUAGACAACAGCUUCAUUCGUAUUUAUUUUUCUGCACUAAUGUGUACGACAUCACUGUCAAUAAUUAAACUUGGCGCACACACACUGUGGGUUAAGUGUUAAACGUGCAAGAGGUCGAAAUUGUCAGUUGUAGGUUCAUAUUUGCUAAAAUAUUUCAUUUUCUCUGUAGCAAGUAUGACAGCUAUCCUCGCAAUAAUACACAACAAACACCGCUGAGUGCCUCUCAGUGGUCCAGGAUGCAGAAAUGAUGUAGUUUUCACUGUUCACUAUAGUCAAAUGGUCAUGUAUUUGCACAUGUAGGUGAAUUCCAUCCAAAUACUUCACGUCUUUUAUAUGUAAAUGUUCUGUACUUUUGUUUUAUGACCAUGUGAACAUCUUCCACCGCUUGUAGUUUUCUGUAUGGUUCAUUUCGCAAACUCUUCUUGCAGUGCACAGUCAGUGUUCCUUUCCUCCUUUACUUUUUUUGCUGACAUUAAUAUAACCUUGUGGAAUAAUGGUAAAACAUGCAUACUGAAUGUUUUAUUUUCAGACCCUGGUUUGCGCAUUUGUAAAAGACAAUAGACAAUCCACUCUGUGUUCCCCCUUAUUUACAAUACUUCCAAUUUCUGUUCGUUAUUGCAGACAAAUGACUAAUGCAUUGUAUUUUAAGUAUUCACAUGUGUAUGUAAGAUAUGCAUAAUACACAUUUGGAUUUCUUUCCUGUUGUGUGUUAAAUGUGAGCUCGCCGGGGGACUGGGUUUUACUCCACACACAGGCAGCAUAUACACGGGGAGGGAAAAAUGCCAAGACAAGUUUGUGGUUGUCACAAAUUUUUACAUCACACGUUUGCUACUGAUCUAACCGUGGGGAGAGAUGAUCAUGUACCUUUUUAUCCAGCUCUUUUGAACUCUAUUUAGGAGGUAGUAUCUUCACAAUAAUAGUUUUGCUCCUUCUCUUCGUCUGAUUCUUAAAUAUGAAAAUUAAGUAUUUUGAUUCAUUUUGUAAAUACAGCUGUAAAGAAAAAUAAGAAAUUUAAUGUUGUCUUUUAAAUACUUUUCAUUCUAAUAUGAAUGUUGUUAUAUUGUACUUAGAAACUGUACCUUUAAUAUUACCUUUAUUAAAAGUGCAUUGGACACAUCGAUUUUAGAUGUGCUUUAUGUGCUGUUAUCCCAUAAUAAAAUUUACCGCUUGUAAUUG
Molecule: messenger RNA, 8129 nt
Organism: Pangasianodon hypophthalmus (striped catfish)
Lineage: Eukaryota; Metazoa; Chordata; Actinopteri; Siluriformes; Pangasiidae
Gene: roraa
Product: RAR-related orphan receptor A, paralog a
Exons: 11
Coding region: 146-1705 (519 amino acids)
Biological process (GO): regulation of transcription by RNA polymerase II
Cellular component (GO): nucleus
Molecular function (GO): zinc ion binding; RNA polymerase II cis-regulatory region sequence-specific DNA binding; nuclear receptor activity
Source: RefSeq, a predicted model, not a curated record